This is a messenger RNA of Stegastes partitus (bicolor damselfish), 2435 nucleotides long. RefSeq names its product N-terminal EF-hand calcium-binding protein 1-like. Gene Ontology annotation, cellular component: endoplasmic reticulum; cytoplasm; Golgi cis cisterna. Gene Ontology annotation, molecular function: calcium ion binding. Bases 139 to 1218 code for a protein of 359 amino acids. The record is from RefSeq and is a predicted model, not a curated record. NCBI's taxonomy places the organism in Eukaryota, Metazoa, Chordata, Actinopteri, Pomacentridae. Gene Ontology annotation, biological process: regulation of amyloid precursor protein biosynthetic process. The transcript has 12 exons.
UCCUCCUCUUCCUCCUCCUCCUCCUUCCCCCUGACAAGGACGAACCUCUCCAGAAGCGCACAGGACAAUCUUUAUUUAUUUUCACACCAGAAAAAGAAGGAAAAAAAAGCAAAACAUAAUCGAAUCGAAAGCGGCAAGAUGCUGGCCUGUACGGAGCUCAUCACCAUGUGUCUUCAGUCUGCCAAGCACGAACACUUGAGGAAGCAGCAGGAGCUUGACCACAACCAAAAUCAAGGCGUCCCGUUAUUCCAGGAUAUAUUCCGCCGGGCAGACAAAAAUGAUGACGGGAAGCUGUCCCUGGAGGAGUUCCAGUCGUACUUCACUGACGGCAUCCUCACUGAGGAGCAGAUGCAGGAGCUGUAUCGCUCCAUCGACAGGCAGCAGACAGACAACCUGGACAUAGACAAACUCUCAGAGUACUUCACUCCACAUCUGGGUGAAUACGUCAACGUCCUGUCUGCUCUGGAGAAGCUGAACGUGGCCAUUUUGAAGGCCAUGGAUAAAACUAAAGAGGAGUAUCAGGGCUCGUCAGUGCUGGGUCAGUUCGUGACGCGCUUCCUGCUGAGGGAAACCUCCACCCAGCUGCAGUCGCUCCAGUCGUCACUGGACUGCGCUAUGGAGGCCGUCCAUGACCACGGCUGCACAGGAAGGAGGACGAUGAAGAAGCCAGAGGACCUGCCAAUCCAGAGGAUGCCUAAGAGACCCAGCCGGCGCAUCCAGAAGAACAUGUGUCUCUCCCCUACCGACCCCUACUCUGGCAUGCUCACCACGGGGGUCAGCGUGGAGCCAGACAACCACUGGGGCUCCCAAAUCAACCAGCUGGAGGAACUCAUCGACAAACUGGAGUGUGAGAGUCCACAUCUCGAACCUCUCAAAGAAGACACAUUGGCGGGGACGUAUAAAUCGAACAUCCUUCUGGUCCAGAGACAGAUGUCUGUGAAGGAGAGAGAUGUGGAGCAGUUCCAACAAGCUCUCAAAAUCUACACAGAUGCCACCACCAGCCAGCUAAACAACCUGCACGUUUCGGUCCAGAACCUGCCAGACAGAUCAUGCUUCAUCAUGUAUGAGUUUUGGCAGGACCGUCUCUCCUGGAUGAGCUACCUGCAGUCGUCCAUCAGCAAGACCUUCCAGCGCUGCAUUAUCGACUCCCUGGAAGAGCCAGAAAUGGUCUCCACCAUGCUCCUCCCAGCCUCUUGGUGGAUUAUGAACAACAACUGACGGAGCAAAGCUGCUGCUGCUGCUUCCCAACACAACGAAAGCAGGAGAAGAGGGCGACUGUAUAAUCGCUUUUUUGUUCUUUGAUAUUCCCUUUUUCCUCAUGGCAUGACCAGGAUUGUUUGUUUUUUUUUGCAAAUAUGCUCCUCUUUAAAAAAAAGAGAAUAAUUUUCAGAUGAAAAACGGUGAAACAAACCAAAACCUUGGAUAGAAAGAGCUAAGGUAAAAGUUACAGGGACCUGUGAUGACAGUAUCGGCACAUUUCUUGCUCUCCACAAGAAAUAAUGAUAAAAAAAAAUAAUAAUAAUAAUAACUGCAUGAUUUCUUAUUUCUCAGUGCUAGUUUGUUUCACUCAGAGCUCCAUCUUAGAGUAGAUGCAAUGUCAGCAAUGCCACAACAAAAGAAACACAUGAAACAACGACCGAUCUGCCCAUUCGUCACCUAUUCUUCUUCCAUACAGAUAAAAGAAACAGCGGUAGGGCUAACCUUCCCUCUUGUUCUCUCUGUGGUUUUGUGCUUCGUCUUCUCCUUCAAAGCUUAUUUUGCUGAUUGGUUAGACAGUCAUUAGAUAGAAUGUAGUAAAUAACUGAUCAUCUAAUCUUUUACCAUCCGUGUCACUCCUGCACUUUAGAAAAAAAAAAAAAAACAAGAAACAUGGACCUUAUCGUGAAGAAUGGACAUUUAUCGUAGAUUAGCUAUUGAAAACGUAGAAUUUACUGCUGUUAUAAAAAGCCAAGAGCUGCGCUGAGGCGGUGCGGCGAGACACUAGUGGACGAGAACAACUUACCAAAUGAUUGUGCAGUUUGCCUGUACUGUUAAUCUAGAUAUUAAAAACUCAAAAGCCAUUAUUUUACAGUUGCUGUGUGUAUUCAGAAGAGAUUAACGGUACAGUACACGCAAAUAGAAGUUUAUAUUUUGAGUACAGACGUCAAGCAGGAGCUGUUCUGUGUAAUGACAUUAGCGAGAACAUGUGUUAGUGUCGUGUACACUAUUUAAUGAAAGCUGUAGGAUGUAAGUCAUUGUUGUAGAACACUGGUAAAUGUACAGUACGAUACUAUAUUGAAUUUUUGUUUUUUUUGCUCCGAUCACGUGAGGAAUGAAUGUGUUCACUCUUUUAUUUCAAGUGUUUUCCUUUAUGUAGAAGAUACAGUUAUGUGGAUGCUAUAUUCGUUUUUUUUGGCAUGAAUAAAAGUUUGACAUGGUGAUGACCCUAAAAAGAG